Molecule: messenger RNA, 3941 nt
Organism: Salvelinus sp. IW2-2015
Lineage: Eukaryota; Metazoa; Chordata; Actinopteri; Salmoniformes; Salmonidae
Product: son of sevenless homolog 1
Biological process (GO): positive regulation of GTPase activity; Ras protein signal transduction
Cellular component (GO): plasma membrane
Molecular function (GO): guanyl-nucleotide exchange factor activity; protein heterodimerization activity
Source: RefSeq, a predicted model, not a curated record
UCAUUAGCUAUCCAUUGCGCCUGUGCAAUUCUUCUACCAACAACUGCACCCGACCAGAGUCAUAACAAUCGUCCAAAUAAAUAAUUUUGACCAAAGCCAAACUGGUCAUUAAAGCCAGCCUGUGCGUGGAAUCUUGGUUUUCUCGAUAACCUAACAAAAAGCUAAAUAGUCUGGAGACAUGAUUUGGAAAUUAUAAAUUCAUGGAGGAUAACACGGUUAUCAAUAUCCACCCUGUCGAAGAUUCGGUGAAAAUGGGCGAUUAUGCACCGAAGAGUUUUUUUUCCCCCAAAAUAUAGGGAAUGAUUCAACUGGCCGAAAAGGACGAACAGUAUCGCAGUUCCCGAAACGUGAAGUGACACAUUAAUCCCCAAAUUGGAUACUAGCUAGACAGCUACGCCACUGUCCACAGAUUGCUAGUUGAUCACUACUGCCAACCAUCUUCCGAUUCGGAUCGAUCGGCUAUGGCUAGUAACAUCACCAGCUCGGCUGCAAGCUAGUUUGCUAAAUUAGCAAGGCUAACUUUGUUGCCAUCAACAACGUCCGUUCAGAACUUGGAAUAAUUUCCAUUUGACAACGCAAGCUUGCUAGUUAGCAUUUGAAGUAUAUUUGGUUUCGUGAAUUUUGGCUUUUUUAAACUUGAUGUCCGAAAGAGCAAGCCUGCUAGUUAACGAUAGCUACUUGCUUAGGCAGCUGCAGACGGCUAGCUAGCAGCUAUCAACAUCUGCACACGACCGAUGCGAUGGUCGCAUUGUUAACUGUUUUGGUAGAGGAAUGCUCAUUGCGUGGAUAUUCUGAGGCAGCGGGCCGCACAGAAUAUUGCACCUCUCAGUUCCAACCACGGGCUACACUAUAUACUGUUUUGAUGUGAAGAGUGGCCGUGAACACACAUCGCUCGCUGGCUGCAAGAUAGCGCACGAAGACGAACAGUUGAAGCUAUGCAAGCAGCCCAGGUUCAGUACGACUUUUUCAGCGAGGAGAACGCACCGAAAUGGCGGGGGCUAUUGGUACCCUCCCUGAACAAGGUGCUGAGCCAGGUGCAUCCCAAGCUGUCGUCCCAGGAGGAUGCGCUGCAGUACAUCGAGGAGCUGAUCCUGCUGCUGCUCAGCAUGCUCUGCCAGGCACAGCCACGCAGCGUGCAGGACGUGGAGGAGCGAGUGCAGAAGAGUUUCCCUCACCCUAUCGACAAAUGGGCUAUCGCUGAUGCCCAGGCGGCCAUUGAAAAGAGGAAGAGGAGGAAUCCUUUGGCCUUGCCCGUGGAUAAGAUCCACCCGCUGCUCAAGGAGGUACUAGGGUACAAGAUUGACCACCAGGUGUCGGUGUACAUCGUGGCCGUGUUGGAGUACAUCUCAGCAGACAUCCUGAAGCUGGCAGGGAACUACGUGAGGAACAUCCGCCACUACGAGAUCUCCCAGCAGGACAUCACCGUGGCCAUGUGUGCCGAUAAGGUUCUGAUGGACAUGUUCCACCAGGAUGAGGAGGACAUCAGCGGUUUCCCCCUGAUGGACGAGGAGCCAUCCACCAAUGAGGAGCAGACCUACUACGACCUGGUCAAGACCUUCAUGGCCGAGGUCCGACAGUACCUGCGCGACCUCAACCUCAUCAUCAAGGUGUUCCGCGAACCCUUCGCCUCCGACGCCGUGCUUUUCCCCCACCAUGACGUGGAGAACAUCUUCAGCCGCAUCGUGGACAUCCACGAGGUCACCCUUAAGCUGCUGGGCCUUAUUGAAGACACGGUGGAGAUGACAGAUGAGGGGAGCCCACACCCGCUGGUGGGCAGCUGCUUUGAAGACCUGGCCGAGGAGCUGGCCUUCGACCCCUACGAGACGUAUGCUCAAGACAUCCUGCGGACUGGCUUCCACGAUCACUUCCUCAACCAGUUGUCUAAACCGGGAGCUGCCUUCUACCUCCAGUCUAUAUGCGAAGGCUUUAAGGAAGCAGUCCAGUACGUCCUGCCCCGGUUGCUCCUCACGCCGGUCUAUCAUUGUCUCCACUAUUUCGAGAUCUUAAAGCAACUAGAGGAGAAAAGUGAGGACGAGGAGGACAAAGAGUGUCUGAAACAGGCCAUCACGGCGCUGCUCAAUCUGCAGAGUAGCAUGGAGAGGAUCUGCUCCAAGAACAUGGCCAAGAGGAGGCUGAGCGAGUCGGCCUGCCGCUUCUACAGCCAGCAGAUGAAGGGCAAGCACCUGGCCAUCAAGAAGAUGAACGAGAUCCAGAAGAACAUUGACGGCUGGGAGGGCAAGGACAUCGGCCAGUGCUGCAACGAAUUCAUCAUGGAGGGGACGCUGACACGCGUGGGCGCCAAGCACGAACGGCACAUCUUCCUCUUCGACGGCCUGAUGAUCUGCUGCAAGUCCAACCACGGCCAGCCGCGCUUGCCUGGCGCCUCGUCCACCGCCGAGUACCGCCUCAAGGAGAAGUUCUUAAUGCGCAAGGUUCAGAUCAACGACAAGGACGACAAGGAGGGCGAGUACCGCCACGCCUUUGAGAUCAUCCUCAAAGACGGCAACAGCGUGGUGUUUGCCGCCAAGUCGGCCGAGGACAAGAAUGGCUGGAUGGCGGCGCUCAUCUCACUGCAGUACCGCUCAACGCUGGAGCGCAUGCUGGACUCGGCCAUGCUACAGGAGGAGAAGGAGGAGCAAAUGAGGCUUCCCGGGGCGGAGCUUUACCGGUUCGCCACGCCCGACUCUGAGGAGAACGUGGUGUUCGAGGAGAACGUGCAGUCCAAGUCGGGCAUCCCCAUCAUCAAGGCGGGUACAGUGCUCAAGCUCAUCGAAAGGCUCACCUUCCACAUGUAUGCAGAUCCAAAUUUCGUCCGAACAUUUCUAACAACCUACAGGUCCUUCUGUAAACCUCAGGAGCUGCUGGGUCUUCUUAUGGAGAGGUUUGAAAUUCCCGAGCCGAAGCCCACAGAGGCGGACCAGAUGGCCAUAGAGAAUGGAGACCAACCUCUCAGCGCCGAACUCAAACGAUUUCGCAAGGAGUUUGUCCAGCCAGUCCAACUCAGGGUACUGAAUGUAUGUCGCCACUGGGUGGAGCACCACUUCUAUGACUUUGAGCGGGACUGUCAGUUACUCAAGUGUCUGGAGGAGUUCAUUGCAUUGGUGCGAGGCAAGGCCAUGAAGAAGUGGGUGGAGUCCAUUACCAAGAUCAUCCAGAGGAAGAAGCAAGCACAGGCCAAUGGGCCCAGCCACAACAUCACCUUCGAGAGCUCGCCACCGCCCAUCGAGUGGCACCUCAGCAAGUCGGGCCAGACAGACCAGUUUGACCUCAUGACCCUCCACCCCAUUGAGAUCGCCCGGCAGCUCACACUGCUCGAGUCCGACUUCUACAGGGCGGUGCAGCCGUCAGAGCUGGUGGGCAGCGUGUGGACGAAGGAGGACAAGGAGCUGAACUCGCCCAACCUUCUGCGCAUGAUCCGCCACACCACCAACCUCACGUUGUGGUUCGAAAAGUGUAUCGUAGAGACGGAGAACCUGGAAGAGCGGGCAGCGGUGGUGGCGCGUAUCAUCGAGAUCCUGCAGGUGUUCCAGGAGCUCAACAACUCACACUCGGCACCGAGUCCCAAUGUCAGUGCUCCCCAGUGUCUCCAGAGCCAGACGGGACCCCCGCACCAGCUGAGGCAGAGGGAGCACCUACAACAGUCGAUCCAUGGGAACCCCUACAACUAUCAAUCCAGUGGGAACCCCUACAACUAUCAAUCCAGUGGGAACCCCUACAACUAUCAAUCCAGUGGGAACCCCUACAACUAUCAAUCCAGUGGGAACCCCUACAACUAUCAAUCCAGUCGUAUUCCCGGCACCAACCAAGCGAGACGGAAUCCCCAUAUCUUUACAACUGAACCUAAUCCCCACACCAACAGAGCCAGGCAAACCCUCCACACCAGCCAAUCCAGUGGGAAUCCCUACACCAACCAAUCUAGUGGGAACUCCUACAGCAAUUGA